AUGUCCGCGAACGGGUCGGCGGCCGUCGCGCCGCGACUCUGCCACGUGCGGAAAACCCCCGACUUCGAUGGCUAUGGCUUUAACCUACAUGCUGAAAAAGGCAAGCCUGGACAGUACAUCGGAAAAGUCGACGAUGGUUCGCCAGCUGAACUGGCGGGAUUGAAGCGAGGAGAUCGUAUCCUGGAGGUAAACGGACACAGUAUCGCCGGAGAGAGUCACAAGCAGGUUGUGGCACGCAUUAAGGAGCGUGGGGACGAUGCAGAGCUUCUAGUAGUUGCGCCGGCGCCUGGCGAAAUUGUACCUGACUUGGAAGCGCCCACGCCUGCGCCCGAGCGUACAGCGACGCCUACUGCAGACACGGCACGCGAUAGUCCGCCACCCGCGGAGCCGCCUCGGCUAAACCUGCAGAUGACAGCGGCCGAGAUGCGCGCGCAUCUAGCUGCGAAGAAGAAGGUUGACCCCAAGAAAGUGCCUAUGGAUCUCAAGUCCAAGUUUGACAUGGUACAGAAACUGUGA
This is a messenger RNA of Arctia plantaginis, 516 nucleotides long. Lineage: Eukaryota; Metazoa; Arthropoda; Insecta; Lepidoptera; Erebidae. The record is from the annotation of a GenBank genome assembly.